CAUGAAAGGAGAAGUUAAUCUAGAUAUCGUCUUACAAUUAGAGAGGUUACUUUAUACGAAUAAUGGUAAAAAUGUUAAGAAUGUUCAUCUUAAUCUAAAGAAAUGCGCUUUAAUUUGGGAGAUACUAUCGGAAACUAUGGAUUAUCAAAAGUUUCUUCCAUUAAAUCUAUCGAUAUCGGAAAAUCAAACUUUUGGUUUAUGCUUUCAAAGAUAUUUUAAAAUAUUAGACGAAACAAUUUACUAUCCAAGCCAGUCAUUCUUUUGGAUAAAGGCCAUUACUUCGUGCGCUCAUAUAUUUCGUUCUAUGACGGGAAUAUCAAGCGAUACAUGGUCCUAUUUCUAUUAUCAAUUAAUGCAUUUAUUAAAUAAUAAAUUUGCGUUGUUUGUUGAGAUUAUUCCCAAUAGUAUAAUGUUCUUUAUACUAUUGCGAUCGUUUGUCGCAUUCUUUCAAUGCAGCGUUGCCUCUAACAUUGAUCAUUGGGUUUGGCAUACGAGCACUACUAUAGCGUUCGAUAAACUAUGCGAAGAAGACUUCUUCAAGAACAUGACUGAUUCGCAAAUUGUAGAGAUAGCCGAGGAAAUGGAAGAAAUAUGCGACGGUCCAAUUUGUCAUUAUGCAAUAGCUCAAGAAGAUUUUACAGAAAUACAAAAUUAUAUGGCAAUUGAGAAAAAUUCUUCGGGAAAGUUUCAUAAACUAAAUAAGACUGAAACUAUUGAAUCAACAAAGAAAAUAUGCAUUAUUACAAGUUAUAUGAAACCUGUUAAUAAUCUGUUAUUGUGCCAAGUAUACAAGCCUAGUAGUGUCUUUGUUUAUAAUGGUAUUGAAUUCGAUACCAGAGAUAAUCAAGCAAAAAUUCACGCUUUGCCUACGUCUAACGAAGAGAUAAUUGACCUUGAAGAUGGACAGAAAACAGUAUUAGAUAAAUGUUGUUCAUCUUUACGUUUAAGGGAAGAGGAAAGUGAUAACAUGGAAACAACUGACAAAGCAAUUGUAAAUAGUAGCUAUAUUUCAAUAUCCUCUUCGGUUUCCGGUCAAGAAUCGUGCCAUGAAGGAAAACUUGCAGAGAUGGAUGAAACUCCUCCAGAUAAACAAUUACAAGAUAACGACGGAUGUCUAAAAUCAUCUGCUUCAAAUGAUUUAGCAGAUGAAACAAUAGUAAAAGUUAAAGAUCUACCAUCGUCUUCGAUAAAGUCACAAGAAGAAUUAGGAUUAGCUUCUAAUUUCGAACGACAUCUCUAUUAUGCCAGACGAUUUAACCCUAAGAAAACUCGGCCAUUUUCCUUAUAUCAAAUUGGUUAUUUCUUAUAUUCAACCUAUCAUCUUAUAACGUCUGCUUCAUCUAAAUCAAAACAAUCAUUGGAUUCACAGUAA
This is a messenger RNA of Dimorphilus gyrociliatus, 1372 nucleotides long. Lineage: Eukaryota; Metazoa; Annelida; Polychaeta; Dinophilidae. The record is from the annotation of a GenBank genome assembly.